AUGCAAUUUAAUUCCCAUACUUCUGUCGAAAAGAUCGCUCAAUGCUUCAAGUCCUGUGGUAGGGCCUGCAAGAAAUGUAUACCAAAAUUGAGAAUUCUUCCCGAGGAUGAAGUUGUUGAGGGGGAUAGCAGCUCAGCAGAUGGUGAAAAUGUCAUCGAGGAACAUGUUCGCGAUGAUAAGGAAGAGAGUGCAGUCACUAGUUUGCACGAAGUGACCGAUUCAAGAGCUCAUUUGGAUGGCUCACUCAAUGAGUUGAAAAAGGAUAUGCCAUACGAACUGAGGGAUGAAGCUGGUCGUAAAUGGUACAAAUACUUUGAUGAAUACGAAUACAGGUUGAACAAGGAAUACAAGACAUCCAGGAAAUGGUAUACUUUCUUGUACCCCAACCAUGCCACCCAGACUAAAGCCGAGCGUAGGCUGCUAUACAAAUUGGAUAUUAUCAUUGCAGUUUAUUUCUUGGCUCUGAACUGGUCAAAAUCUGUGGACUCCAACAAUUACACCAGCGCUUAUGUGUCUAACAUGAGAGAAGAUCUGAAAAUGAAAGGUAACGAUUACAUUUAUACCAGUACUAUCGCAAAUGUUGGUGCAAUUGUUUUCCAACUACCUUUCAUGUACUUGUUACCAAGAUUUCCAGCUCAUAUUAUUUUGCCAGUAAUGGAUUUGGGUUGGACUUGGUUCACAUUUGCGUGUUACAGAGCUAAAUCCUUGGCCGAGUUAAGGGCCUACAGAUUUAUUCUUAGUGCAUUUGGGGCUGCUUACUACCCAGUCUCGCAGUAUAUUCUGGGUUGCUGGUACGCGCCUGAUGAGAUCAGUUCAAGAGUCUGUCUAUUUUUUUGUGGCCAACUAUUGGGUGGUGUCACUUCUGGUCUUUUGCAAGCACGUAUCUUUAAAAGUUUGAAUGGUGUUCAUGGCUUGGCGGGGUGGAGAUGGAUGUUCUUAAUUGAUGCGAUUGCUAUCUCCUUACCAACUGUGAUCAUAGGAUUUUUUGUUAUUCCUGGUAUUCCUUCAAAGUGUUACUCUCUUUUCCUAACGGAUGAAGAGAUUAGAAUCGCUCGUGCCAGAAACAGAAGAAACCAGAUCAACGAUGGUGUCGAUAAGAGUAAAUUGAGACCACUCUGGGAUUUGAAACUCUGGAAAAAAGUCUUUUGCACUUCUAGUUUCUGGGUUUUGGUUGUGUUUGAUACUUGCUCAUGGAACAACAUGACCGCAUUCAGUGGUUCUUAUACACUUUGGUUAAAGUCGAACAGCAGUUACUCUAUUGAACAGGUGAAUAACCUGAGUGUCCUACCGGCAUGUCUAGGUUUUGCAUAUGUGUUCUUCUGUGCUUGGGGUGCAGAUUUGUUCCGUUGUAAAUGGAUAUUCAUGGUUUUUGCUGCUAUCAUGAAUACAAUCUCUUGUGCCAUCCUGAUCAAAUGGAACGUCAGUAGUAGCGCUAAAUGGUAUGCUUUCCUAACAACAUAUUUUAGUGUUGCUGCAUCUCCAUGUUUAUGGUCCUACAUUAAUGAUUUCCUGAGGCUUGACCCACAAGUCAAGGCUAUCACCUGGAUUGCCAUUUAUUCCUUUUCUCAGUCCACUUACGCAUGGAUCCCAACCCUCGCAUGGCAAACCGUUGAGGCUCCAAAGUUCAGGACUGGUUAUAUCACGAGUAUCAUCUUCGGUUCCAUUUAUGGUCUUUGGACCUUUGUAGUGUUAUUCUUUUACAAGAGAAACGAAAAAAAGAAUGCUCUGGGGAAUGGUAUCAUUCUUUAUGAUAGCAGUAAAGGCGAAGAGAUCCCAACAUUUGUCAAGACAGAUAUGGAAGAAAAAGCAGGAUAUUUCUAUGUCAAGAACUAA
Torulaspora delbrueckii is the source of this 1833-nucleotide messenger RNA. RefSeq names its product Vht1p (gene VHT1). The record is from RefSeq and is a predicted model, not a curated record. Gene Ontology annotation, biological process: transmembrane transport. Bases 1 to 1833 code for a protein of 610 amino acids. The transcript has a single exon. Gene Ontology annotation, cellular component: membrane. NCBI's taxonomy places the organism in Eukaryota, Fungi, Ascomycota, Saccharomycetes, Saccharomycetales, Saccharomycetaceae. Gene Ontology annotation, molecular function: transmembrane transporter activity.